AUGAGAAUCUACAAGGAAUUGUACAUAAAAAGGAAAAAGCUAAAAGAGACGGAAAAGGUUCACACCACCACUGCUGAAGAGGAGGAGGAAGAAGAAGAGGCUCAGUAUACAUAUGAAGCUCCCCCAAGAGAAGAACCAAUUAGGAAAAUGUCUGUAGCCAAACAGCAGGAGGCUGCAGAGGGCAUAUACCUUGAUUGUCCAGGCCUAAGACGCUUCUCUGAGCCGAACAGCAGUUUGCAUUCAAAGCCCUGCAUGUUGCUGACAAAGCCUGGAGCUGAAGACGGUGAGGGGACAAUCAACUUCCAAGCCAUUGAGGAAGCUCGCCGGGUGUCCUUGCCUGUCUUGGCCUCCUCCGGACAUCAAGCAAAGGUGGCCAUAAACAGUGAUCCUUUCCUGGCCCCAAAAGAUGAGAAGGAUGAGCCUAAAGAUGAACCUAUCUAUGUGGAAUGUGAAGCCACCACAGCCGUGGUGCCCUGCAAAGGGCUUACUUCUCAAGUCCUGGAACCUCUAACCUGCCUCUUGAAGCAAGCCAAGUCCAAAAUUUCUCCACUUGGACAGCAGAGCUUUCCAGAAAACAACCCUGAGGGUAGGUGCCUCAAAACGGAUAUCCUUCCAGAGGAUCCCAAUAUGAAAAAUGCAGCGUGGUAUGCAGGUAGUUGUGACCGACGUACGGCUGAAGCGGCUCUCCUCCAAUUUAAUAAGAACAGCGCCUUCAUGGUGCGGCAGAGUUCCCACCACUCUCCGAGCCAGCCCUUCACCUUGGUGGUUCUUUACAAGAAUCAUGUCUACAACGUUCCCAUCCAGUACCGGGAGAGCAGCGGUCAGUUUGCACUUGGCAAGGACGGCAAAAGCCAUGAGGAGCUGUUCGACAGCGUUUCCAGCAUCGUCCAGAAGUACUCAGAGCGCCCCCUGGUGCUGGUUGACGGCAGCACUUCUGCCAAGGAGCAAACUCGCCUGUUGUUUCCCGUGUCGCCCUGAAGGGGGCGCCUGGAGAUCGGCUGUCCGGCCGCGCUGCGCGGAUCCCCGGUCUCAGCUCGGCGCCCUGAGCAAA
Python bivittatus (Burmese python) is the source of this 1051-nucleotide messenger RNA. The record is from RefSeq and is a predicted model, not a curated record. NCBI's taxonomy places the organism in Eukaryota, Metazoa, Chordata, Lepidosauria, Squamata, Pythonidae.